Messenger RNA from Opisthorchis viverrini, 1521 nucleotides. RefSeq lists its product as hypothetical. Bases 1 to 1521 code for a protein of 506 amino acids. The record is from RefSeq and is a predicted model, not a curated record. NCBI's taxonomy places the organism in Eukaryota, Metazoa, Platyhelminthes, Trematoda, Opisthorchiida, Opisthorchiidae. Gene Ontology annotation, cellular component: cytoplasm; nucleus. The transcript is spliced from 5 exons. Gene Ontology annotation, molecular function: protein serine/threonine phosphatase activity.
AUGGAUGCUGUCCCGUUGGAUAUCAUUGCCCCUAUUGCAUCAUCUCGGAUCAUCACCCCUGUCAUCAAGGGCAGCAACAAACGCAGUGUAAUUAAAACGAAUGGACUGGCACUGGACGAUUUCAUCGACAAUCUGGUAUCGGGUAAGGAAAAAGGUGUGAAGACCCCGAUUCUUCGCGAGGCGGAUAUGAUCAAUUUGUGCCAGUUGACCAAGCAUGUACUAAUGAGCCAGCCUGUGUUGUUGGAAUUGGAAGGACCACUGAAAGUUUGCGGAGACGUGCACGGACAGUUUAGAGAUCUGUUACGACUGUUCGAUCUGUGCGGAUCACCUGAAACGACCAACUACCUAUUUCUGGGUGACUACGUGGAUCGUGGCAAACAAAGUUUGGAAACGAUUUGUCUACUGUUUGCCUACAAAGUAAAGUACCCGACGACCUUUUUCCUUCUACGAGGUAACCACGAAUGCCAGGCUAUCACUCGCAUCUACGGGUUUUUCGACGAAUGCAAACGACGAUUCAAUGUGAAGCUGUGGAAAUGUUUCCUGGACGUAUUCAACUGUCUUCCGGUUGCAGCGGUAAUUGAAAAUCAAAUAUUCUGCUGUCACGGGGGUAUAUCGCCGGAAUUUCUCAAACAGGACAUCGCAAACCUGGAAGAUUUAAAACAAAAAAUCCGAUCUAUUCCGCGCCCAGCCGAAGUGCCCGAGGAUGGUGUGGUGUGUGACUUGUUGUGGGCAGAUCCGCUCAAUCCGGAACUGUUAGACAACGAGACAGAGGAAGUGCCACAGAUCUUUCAAGAGACCGGUUUCGCACCGAACGAACGAGGUGUAUCAUACGUUUUCAGUCCGGAAGUAGUAGACCGAUUUCUAACCCGAUUCGGAUUGGAUCUAAUGGUUCGCGCACAUCAAGUCGUCGAGGAUGGCUACGAGUUCUUCGCCAACCGGUCGUUUGUGACCAUCUUCUCGGCACCCAACUACUGCGGGGAAUUCGACAACGCCGGUGGGAUUUUUUGUCUUAGCCGCAGUGUGAACUAUCGUCCAGCAACCAACGAGGAGGAAAUCGAUUUGGAGGGAAGCUUCCAAAUACUGUAUCCUGAGGCGCGAAAACGAUCCACGGUAAAACGUCCAUCAGUGACGAAUACGUUGCCAGACGAACCGCACAGAGGCGACUAUCAACAGGUAUCCAGUCAAGUAAGGAUACUUCCGCCCGGUGACUUAGCACAAUACCAACCCCUGCACAUCCCGCUGCAGCAGCCUCUGGAUCACCAGAGGUAUGCAGCGGCAAUCUGGACAGAAACUGACAACAAGAACGCCACUGACAUCGGUUGGCAGCCAUAUCUUGUAGUAUCUCCAACCAGACGCAGUGAGGACCACGCGGUCCCCAUCCUGGAAGGCUUGAGCAACCUGGUAGCAGUAGCCCAGUCCUCGUACUCGCUUCAGGUGGCAUGGCAGCCAGGGACCGAAAGGGCGUUGGAACAAAACAAAAAGGAUCUACACUGGGUCUAUCUUGCCACCGGCCAUCCGUAG